ACACAAUGAAGCACUCUUCAGCCAUCCUGGCCGUAGCGGUCAUCCUAUUGGUCCAUUCAAACGUUGACGCAUUGACCAGGCCAUCUUCAAUACAGUUCGUUAACAAUAGUUACACCGGUGUAGUGGUUGCAAUUAACAACCAGGUUGCUGAGGAUGAAAACUUGAUAAAACAAAUAAAGGACAUGUUCAUCGAAGCCUCGAAGUAUCUUUACGAAGCGACAAGAAAACGAGCCUACUUCAAAGAGGUGACAAUCCUGGUGCCGAAAACAUGGACACCUAAACUAGAGUACGAGUUGCCUGGCAACGUGACGUUUGAUUAUGCUGACGUCAUUGUGGCGCCACCCAAUCCACGAUGGGCUCCUCUGGCGUAUACCAAGCAGUACCAGGGAUGUGGGAAACAGGGUGUGCAUAUUCACUUCAUGGAUGCAUUUUUAACAGAUCCUAUAACAGAACAGUACUACGGUCCACUAGGACGCAUCCUAGUCCACGAGUGGGGGCAUCUUCGCUGGGGGCUGUUCGAUGAAUACCCAGAUCCCGUAGGUGACCCGGACAAUUAUCAGGAAUUUUACUACGCUCCAGACACACAGCAAUUCGAAGGAGUCAGGUGCUCGUAUGACUACAAAGCCAUGAAUUUGAUUUUCGAUCCGAAGAAGUUUACUUAUCGUGAAUGCGUGGGAAACCCGAACAUUGGGUACGAGGAUGGAUGCGUGUAUUACAUACUGACGAAGCAAGAUUCUGUCACCUCGUCCAUAAUGUACAGUGCGUACUCCCUCGAUCCCAUAAAAUAUUUCUGUGACGACGAUGGACAGGACAACUCAAAUUUCCACAACCGCGACGCACCCAACAAACACAACCGUCUCUGCGACAGUAGGAGUAACUGGGAAGUGCUGCAGGAACAUGAAGAUUUUAAAGGUGGCAGGAAUCCACCAAUAGAUCUGACUGAAGAAGACUUGGUACCAAACUUCAAGAUGGUACAGCACCGUGACGUCAGCGUGGUGGUGCUGAUGGACACAUCGGGUAGCAUGGGGUCAGACAACAGGUUCAAUAAGAUGAUUAGUUCUACCGCCAACUACAUCUCGUCUAUCGUGAUUGAUGGAAGCUACAUUGGCCUCGUCGAAUUCUCAUCUGCAGCUUACGUCCUCAGCGACUUGACGUUUGUCACCAGCGAUGAUGACCGCCAGGCUCUUUUACAAUCCCUUCCGGAUCCUCCCGGAGGCGGCACUGGCAUCGGUGGCGGACUUCUCAGAGCCAUAGAGGUGCUGUCCCAAAACGGCAGAGACCCAUCUGGAGGAAUCAUUCUCCUGCUCACAGACGGACAAGAAAAUGGAUACCCUUUCAUUGAUGACGUCAUGGGUACCGUCACAGAGUCAGGGGUCAUUGUGGAUACACUUGCCUUCACGCAGGCAGCCGAUUCUAAACUGUUCACACUCUCUGAAAAUACCGGUGGUAACGCUUUCUACUACUCGAACAUCAAUGGCUCUAACACUCUGUACGAAGCUUUCGCUGCAACUAUGGAGAGAGGUGACGUCAUCGAUGCUGAAAAACGUCUGGAGCUCAUGGUAACCUCAUGGAGACUCGGGAUAAACGAAACUAGAAAAGGAAGUGUUUAUAUGGACAGCACCCUGGGCAACAACACAAUGUUUAGUUUCUCCUGGACCGAUGGAAACAGCUUGGCUAUCGAUGUAACGAUCAGGACACCCAAUGGAAGCAGGAUCGACUCGUCUUACGAAGGAUAUGGCGUGGAUACAUCCUUCAGGAUUAUCUCAGUUCAGAUCAAAGGAACAGCACAGGCAGGAGCAUGGGAGUUUUGGGUGACCAACAAGAUAUUUCUAUCACAAGACAUUGCAAUCUCCAUUUCGUCAAAUCCGGCGAGUGCUGACGUUGACCCCAUUAUCGUGACGUCAGAGUUGAGCGGCUCCAUCACGGACUUUGCCAACGGGGAGCCACUGACUGCGUUUGCCGAGAUCAGACAGGGGUUCAGCCCGAUGAUCUACGCCAAUGUCUGGGCGACCAUCGAGAGACCGGCUGGCUACGAUCCGAUUGAUAUACAACUGUUGGACAACGGAGCUGGAGCUGACGUGACCAAGAACGACGGAGUUUACUCCCGGUUCUUUACCGACUUCACCGGGGUAGGUUACUACGGCAUCAAGAUCAGCGUGGAUAACGAUAUGGGAAACGCCAUUAUCAUUGAUUCUAUACCUUUCUCAAAAGCUCGACCAAUCGUGGAUCCAGACCAGGCCUUCAAUCUCCCGGCAAUAGGCGGUGUCCAGAUUCCCCCACCCGGUGCCCAACCCAGCGAGCCCACAGGGCAACCCGCACCUAUAUUUAGCCGAGACGUUUCUGGUGGAUCCAGCCGUGUGGACGAAACGCCUGUUGGGUUCUUGCCCGGUGCUGAUGUCUUCCCACCGGGUGAUAUCCUCGAUCUCAGGGUGAAGGGGUCAUCAUGGGAGAGUGGAAUAGUCACACUUGUUUGGACUGCACCUGGGGACGAUCUGGAUAACGGGGCAGCGUCUCUUUACGAGAUUGUCCGUGCCGAAUCCAUAUUUGCUUGGCAGAAUGACUCGUCUCCAGAGUCUCAUCGUAUUCUAAACCCAACCGACAUACACAAUGGAAACAUCUCAGCCCCACUUGACUUCGGUACCCUGGAAGAAUACACCAUCCUCGUUCCCAAACCUGAGGGAGCCAACGUAGUCUCUUACGCAUUCGUCCUGCGAGCUUUCGAUGAUGCUGGUAACCCGUCCGGAUUCUCCAAUGCUGUACAAGCCGUGUUGAGGGAGACUAUCCCCGUAGCUCCGGUUACAGACCCGACCCCAGAAGCUAUUCAGCUAGAAGAUUGGAUGAUAGCUUUGAUUGUCGUAGGAGGUUGUGUGGUGCUUGCCCUGUUUAUUUUAGGGGUGUAUGCGUGUUCAUCAUGUUUCUGUAAAAAAGAAAAGGCCGUUGCUCCUAUAAUGGUUAACGAAGCAGUGGUUAACGAAGCGUACCAAAAUGAGUUAUACGACAACCAUGCCUAAGGAUUUGCUCAUUGAUCUCGGUAUGUAACUAUCAUCCUUGGAACGUCACAUUGCCUUCAAAUAUUAUCUCAAAACUUUGCUGUUCGGAACUGCUCCUUUUACUUAAGAGUUGUUCAUAACCAAACACAAACAGUUUGUUUGUAAUAAGUGUGCAGUGGAUUAAAAUACAUGAACUUUCCUCUUGAAGUACAAUCAGUAGAACAUUUUGUUCCGUCAAAAAUGCCCGAACAUCUAAUAACACUCCAAAGGAUUUGGUGAAUCAGUAUACUCUACUUUUAAAAUGUACUUUCAUUUCAUUAUUUUUUAUUUUCAUUUAUAACCCAAGCACCGGACCUGAAGGCAAUUUGCCCCCUUUAAAGAUGGCAAGGCGAUGGCCCUUUUCGAAAUCGAGAUUUUGGCUUGGGCUUGGGCUUCACCCUCAACUAGUUUGGAAAAAUAGUGUGUGCUUUCCGUAUUACCGGUCAUCAAUCAUGCAGACGGAGCCUUAACGGAAGUCCAAGUCCAAGCCAUGGUUUCGAAAAGGGAUCACGCAUCCGAGCUCAAUUUUGUUUUUGCCAGUUCAAACCACAGAGGGCGCUGUGUGUAGUAUCGAUUGAUAAUUAAUUUAACAAUCUCGAUACUUGCUAUCUUGCGCGUAUUCCAAAGCUUAGUGCGUUCACAUUCUUAAAGAUAUUCAAUGCAUUGCAUGUGUUGCCCAAUGCCACAGAUGUUCUUCAGGCCAACAAAUAUUCCAAUCUAAAAGUAACAGGUUGGUAUGAAAAGAAACAGGCGAGUGUAAAGGGGAGAAUUAACUAUUUUUCCCCGGUUAAUUAAGAAUCAUUCCAUCGCGGCCAAAAAGACCAAAAUGUGAAAUACUUAAUUAUGAAAAUGUUAUUAUCAACAACAAGUAAAUACAGAAUCAAUACGAAAAUGCAAGUAAACAUACAUGAAGUAUCAACAGCAUGCUUACAGGGGAAAUUUUUAAAAUCAGGAGGCCUGGGCUUUACGUUUUCAUCAAUGCUUUGUGGGCUAUGAACUGCUUAGCAGCCGAACUUAUUUUACCUUAUUACCCAGAAAAAGUUUCUUCAUUCUGUGUUGUAGUAUAGGAUGUUUAAUAUCGAUAAUAUAUGGAAUAUUAUAACACCCCUUACAAGUAUUCUCCCUGCUCAUUGGUUUAGAACGCGUCACAUGACAUGUCUUAGUUUUG
Molecule: messenger RNA, 4197 nt
Organism: Asterias rubens (European starfish)
Lineage: Eukaryota; Metazoa; Echinodermata; Asteroidea; Forcipulatida; Asteriidae
Product: calcium-activated chloride channel regulator 1-like
Exons: 15
Coding region: 6-3011 (1001 amino acids)
Source: RefSeq, a predicted model, not a curated record